Molecule: messenger RNA, 2375 nt
Organism: Octopus sinensis (East Asian common octopus)
Lineage: Eukaryota; Metazoa; Mollusca; Cephalopoda; Octopoda; Octopodidae
Product: transketolase
Exons: 12
Coding region: 222-2105 (627 amino acids)
Molecular function (GO): transketolase activity; thiamine pyrophosphate binding
Source: RefSeq, a predicted model, not a curated record
AGAACGCAAUAAGACAGACGGAGAUAGUUCAGUUCAGCGAGCACGUGUUGUUGCGGCAAGUUGUUCUACCGCCUUCUCUCGUCAAUCACUCCACCCUUUCUCGCCACUUUCUUUCAGUUGUCUGCUCUCUGCCCAGCUUAGCAGUCUCGUACCAUCUUGUCUGCAAUUUAAUUCAUCUUUAUUGUUCUUUAUUUACCCCCCUGUUGUAACUUUUUGCCAAAAUGCCUGCUGAUUAUCAUCGUCCCGAUGCCAAAAUUGUGUCCGAAUUAAAGGACAUAGCUAAUAAAUUACGUAUACACAGCAUUAAAGCCACUGACGCCAGCAAUUCAGGCCAUCCUUCAUCAUGCAGUUCAGCGGCAGAAAUUAUGUCCGUUUUGUUCUUCCAUACUAUGAAGUACGACAUCAAGAAUCCUCGAGGAGCUUCAAAUGACAGAUUUAUCCUCUCAAAAGGUCAUGCUGCUCCCAUUUUGUAUGCUGCUUGGGCAGAGGCUGGACUUUUCCCCACUGAAGACUUGUUGAAUUUGCGUAAAAUUACAAGUGAUCUGGAAGGUCAUCCCACACCGCGUCUGAAUUUCAUUGAUGUUGGAACUGGCUCUCUUGGACAGGGUUUGAGUAUUGCUGCUGGAAUGGCAUACACUGGCAAAUAUUUUGACAAGGCUGAUUAUCGUGUCUACUGUUUGAUUGGAGAUGGUGAAAGUGCAGAAGGUUCUAUUUGGGAAGCCAUGGCAUUUGCUAGCUACUACAAGCUGGAUAACUUAGUUGCCAUUCUGGAUGUCAACCGAUUGGGCCAGAGUGAUCCUACACCAUUGCAGCAUGAUGUGGAAGUCUAUAAAAAACGAUGUGAAGCAUUUGGCUGGAAUACUUGCAUCACUGAUGGCCAUGAUGUUGAUUCCUUGUGCAAAGUUUUCCACCAAGCUUCAUUAGUUGAGGGUAAACCAACUUGCAUAGUUGCUAAGACGUUUAAAGGCAAAAACAUUCCUGGUGUUGAGGAUCUGGAGAAUUGGCACGGUAAACCAUUGACUAAGAUUAGCGAUGGUAUUUUAACACAUUUGAAGAAUUUGCUGAACAAUCCUGGGCCUCAUCAGCUGACUAUAAAGUCUCCGGAGAAAACCAUUCCUGAGACUGACUUGUCUGAAGUCAAACUGUCUGAACUUCCAGCAUAUGAAUUAGGCCAACAAGUUGCCACCCGAGCAGCUUAUGGUACAGCUCUGGUGAAGAUAGGCAAAAGCUGCAAAUAUGUGGUGGCCAUGGAUGGAGACACAAAGAACUCAACUUUCUCCCAAACUUUCAUGAAAGCCUUCCCUGGUAGGUUUAUUGAGUGCUACAUUGCUGAACAGAAUCUUGUGGGUGUUGGCAUUGGAUGUGCCUGUCGUGAUCGUACAAUUCCUUUCAUCAGCACAUUCGCUUGCUUCCUUUCAAGAGCUUUUGACCAAAUCCGAAUGGGAGCAAUCUCUCAGACUAAUGCUAAUUUCUGUGGUUCCCAUGCUGGCAUAUCUAUUGGUGAAGAUGGUCCAUCACAGAUGGCACUUGAAGAUAUUGCCAUGUUUCGUAGUAUUCCUGGUUCCACUGUCUUUUAUCCCAGUGAUGCUGUCUCUUGUGAACGUGCCAUAGAAUUGGCUGCAGCAACAAAAGGAAUUUGCUUUAUUAGAACCAGCCGACCAAGUGUUCCUGUCAUCUAUAAAAACGAUGAACCGUUUCAGGUUGGACAAGCCAAGAUUGUUCGUCAAGCCUCAGGUGACAAAGUAACCGUUAUUGGAGCAUGUGUAACCCUGCUUGAAGCUGUCAGGGCGGCAGAUCAACUGGCAACUGAAAACAUUUCUAUAACCAUCAUCGAUCCAUUCACUGUGAAACCUAUUGAUGGUAAAACCAUUUAUGAAUGUGCCAAGAAGACAAAUGGCAAGAUUUUGACUGUGGAAGAUCAUUAUGCCGAAGGUGGUCUUGGUGAAGCUGUUUGUAGUGCUAUGUCUGGUUAUCCAAAUGUAAUAGUGAAGAAACUAAGUGUUCUGGAAGUUCCACGAAGUGGAAAAUCGGCUGAGUUAAUGGAGAAAUACGGAAUAAGUGCCAAUUGCAUCGUGAAAGCUGUGCACCAAAUGAUGUCCAUGUAGACAGUGCAAUUGAUAAUCUAAGUGUGUGAUAUCUUUCUAUCAAUGAUAGCAUAUUCACUCUUGUUUAUAACUAAUUGUAUAUGUUGAUUUCUCUUGACAUGUAUGCUGAUAUCGACUUAUUUUCAUAAAUAGAGAAAUUGUACUAUUUUCUUCGAACAUACAAAAAUAAAUUUGAUAGUUAACUGGUUUGUACUAAGGGUUCAUGUUGAAAAAGCAUGCCCUCCACUACUGACCAAUGUCUUUUAUGAAAUAAAACAUGAGAAAGGUAAA